Aspergillus terreus NIH2624 is the source of this 1674-nucleotide messenger RNA. RefSeq lists its product as uncharacterized. Bases 1 to 1674 code for a protein of 557 amino acids. Gene Ontology annotation, cellular component: membrane. Gene Ontology annotation, molecular function: transmembrane transporter activity. The transcript is spliced from 3 exons. The record is from RefSeq and is a predicted model, not a curated record. Gene Ontology annotation, biological process: transmembrane transport. Lineage: Eukaryota; Fungi; Ascomycota; Eurotiomycetes; Eurotiales; Aspergillaceae.
AUGCACCUUUCCUGGUACAUCUUCUUCGUCCUGGCUGCGCAUGCUCUUCCUUCACGGAAAGCCGCAAAGCCACCCUUCUUCCUCCUCGCCGGGGACAGCACCACGGCCAUCCAAUCCACCGGCGGCGGAGGCUGGGGCGAUGGGUUCAUCAACACGACGCUGUUCCACGGCGCCGGAGGGCUGAACUUCGGCCACAACGGCGCCACGACCGUCAGCUUCCGCGAUGGAGGCGACUGGGAAAAUGUGCUCAGCGAGCUGGUGGCCCGUAGAGCCGACUACAGGCCCUACGUGACAAUCCAGUUUGGCCACAACGACCAAAAACCCGCCGCGGGGAUCUCAAUCGAGGCAUACACAAGUAACCUGGAGCGAUUUGCGGCCGACGUGCUGAAUGCCGGAGGCACACCCAUCCUUGUCACCCCGCUGUCCCGCCGCAACUACGACAAUUCCUCGGGCACGCCCACCAUCAUCCAGAACCUGGCGGACCAACGGGCCGCCACCAUCGACGCCGCGGACACGGCGGGUGUGGCGUAUAUCGACCUCAACCGGGCGAGCACGGACUACCUCAAUAGCAUCGGACCGCAGAAUGCGUACACCUACAACUUGAAGGCAGAUGACCAGACCCAUCUGAACGUGCAGGGGAGCCAGGUCUUCGGGGGAAUGGUGGCCGAGCUGAUCCGCAACGAGUUUCCUUGCUUGGGCGAGGCGGGGUUUGUCAACGUGGAUCCAGACUUGUUGAUGGCGCUGCACGAUGGAGAGUAUUACUGGCCAUGGGGGAAACACGGAGCUGCUGGCCGUUUUGCCGUUUUCGUACACAGACCGAGGUCUACUCCAUAUAUCACUUCCGGAUAUCUUCAACGGACAGCAACGUUCCUUGCACAACAGAUGGAAUCCAUUCAAGUAGAGACUCCCGAGAUCGAGCGCCCUCCGCGGGUGUUGCUGAAGCUCAUCAGCGCCGGUUUUGCCUUUUUUGUAGCGGGCAUCAACGAUGGCAGUCUGGGAUCCCUCAUUCCCUAUAUCCGACAGUCCUACCACAUCAACACCAACAUGGUAGCGGUCGUGUAUGGCACGACUUUCGGCGGCUGGCUCAUCGCUGCCCUAUCGAACAACUACCUGUCACAGUACUUCCAACUGGGGGUAUUCCUCGUCCUGGGCGCCGUCUUGCAGGUCCUCUCGCACGCAUUACGGGCAUGGCUGCCCCCGUUCCCUCUUUUUGCUGUGGCCUUCUUCUUCGCCAGUCUCGGUCAGGCCUACCAAGACACAUACGCUAACACGUUUGUCGCAUCCGUCAAGGCCGCCCAUCGCUGGCUGGGCUUCAUCCAUGCCAUGUACAUGGCCGGCUGUCUGGUCGGGCCCUUUGUCGCGACGGCCGUCGCUUCGGGCGAUGCCGAGUCUCGAUGGAAUCUGUUCUACACGGCGCCUCUAGGACUGGGUGUGCUGAACGCCCUUCUCGCACUGGUCGCAUUCCGCGAUUUGAUCGGCUUGAAGCGUCCAAAUACUGAUGAAGCCACUGUUACUGUCGAAUCAAGGAAGCAUGGUGCUCUUCAGGAAAUGAAGACAACUGUGUCCUCCCUGAGUGUAUGGAUGGUCAGCUUGUACUUUUUCUUCUUCCUCGGAGCGAGCAUCACCGCUGGAGGUACGUCGCGUCUUUUGUAUCUCGAUUUUCGAUCGCGCUAA